AUGCUGAGUGGACGACUGGCCGGGCGUGUGGUCUCCAUGGCCGGCCGCGUCUGUCUGUCCCGGAGCAGCGCGGGAGCGGGGACUGUCGGUCCGGUGGAAGCUGCCAUUCGCGCAAAGUUGGAGCAGGCGUUGAGCCCUGAGGUACUGGAGCUGCGCAACGAGAGUCGAGGCCACGCGGUCCCACCAGGCAGCGAGACGCAUUUCCGUGUAGCUGUAGUGAGCUCUCGCUUCGAGGGACUGAGCCCUUUGCAGCGGCACCGGCUGGUCCACGAAGCGCUGUCGGAGGAGCUGGCAGGGCCGGUGCACGCACUGGCUAUCCAGGCGCGGACCCCGGCUCAGUGGAGGGAGAACCCUCAACUGGACAUGAGCCCUCCCUGCAUGGGUGGAAGCAAGAAAACUCGAGGAACCCCCUAA
Messenger RNA from Orycteropus afer afer, 414 nucleotides. RefSeq names its product bolA family member 1 (gene BOLA1). The record is from RefSeq and is a predicted model, not a curated record. NCBI's taxonomy places the organism in Eukaryota, Metazoa, Chordata, Mammalia, Tubulidentata, Orycteropodidae. The coding region runs from base 1 to 414 and encodes 137 amino acids. The transcript has a single exon. Gene Ontology annotation, cellular component: mitochondrion.